Molecule: messenger RNA, 606 nt
Organism: Puccinia triticina
Lineage: Eukaryota; Fungi; Basidiomycota; Pucciniomycetes; Pucciniales; Pucciniaceae
Exons: 2
Coding region: 1-606 (201 amino acids)
Source: RefSeq, a predicted model, not a curated record
AUGCCGGCUGCCUCGACCGACGGCCUUGGUUUCAUCCCCUCCGUUCUUCUCCUGAGAGAUACCAGCUCUGGGUAUCUUCACACCCUCCUCUCCGUUUUCUCGUUGUCCUUCCGCCUCGGGAAAACUCGCGCCCCCUCCGUAGCCUCACAUCUGCUCUCCACUUCCUGCGCUGCCGUCAACCUCCAAAUCCCACAUCUGGCGGCGGACUUCCCUGCCUCCAACAGCUCAGUCAAAACUCAAGAAGACUUGAAGCCCAUCGGCACCCUUGGACAGAUAAGCCGUAUCAAUGCAAUUCAUCCACGCUACGCUGCAUCCGACACGGUUUUGAUCGAGCUACCCACCCGGACACCAGCAGCACUUGGAUUGACCACCUUAACUGGACUUACUAGGCCCGAUUCGACAUCCUUCUUCACAACCUCUCAACAUUUCAGGAUCUUGAUACAGCGGCUGCCUCAUCUUGAAAUCCUGUCGCGUCGACUGGCCCUACCUCUCGUCGGCCAACUUGCCAUUUGCAUUCUUGCUCCAAGGGCUUCAUCGCAUCUAGAGCUCACUUCCAUCAGCUUCAGCCGUCAGUUUGACCCACUCGCAAAGGGCAUUCAGUCUUGA